Gracilinanus agilis (Agile Gracile Mouse Opossum) is the source of this 891-nucleotide messenger RNA. RefSeq names its product shieldin complex subunit 1 (gene SHLD1). Gene Ontology annotation, biological process: positive regulation of double-strand break repair via nonhomologous end joining; positive regulation of isotype switching; negative regulation of double-strand break repair via homologous recombination. The record is from RefSeq and is a predicted model, not a curated record. Gene Ontology annotation, cellular component: site of double-strand break. Bases 49 to 648 code for a protein of 199 amino acids. Lineage: Eukaryota; Metazoa; Chordata; Mammalia; Didelphimorphia; Didelphidae. The transcript is spliced from 3 exons.
AUUUCCUGUUCCGCUAUAUGCCUAUGGUUGCCUUCCGCUGGAAGGUCUAUGGAAGGUCAGAAUGCCACAUCAGAUCAUUGUUCAGAAAAAAGCAGCAGCUUUCUGGACCUCUCCCUUACCUAUGACAUAACACAGAAGCCCAGACAUGAGGCCAGCAGUGAGGUUUCUAGUUCUAUGGACAUUCUGUCUUCAUUUUCACUAGAUUCAGAAGCCAGCAACUUGAAUUCAGAACACAAUGAUGCUGGGACCAGGGAGGACUUUUGGCUUAACCAUUCCAUGACAAACCAGCCAGAGACUGCUAAAGAUGAUGGACUUAGGAAAUCUCUUGAUCAUUUCUAUGAAGUAUAUGGUCAGGCACUACCCCCUCCAGAGGAUGUUCUCUCUACAGCUGUAUCUCAUCGCCUUUCUCAGAAAAUCACAGAGCUCAGCAGCCAAGAGAGUCAGAAGUAUGCCCUCCGCAGUUUUCAAAUGGCCCAAGUGAUUUUAAAUCGAGAUGGAUAUUCUGUUAUACAAAGUCACUCUAAAGAUGUUCACUUCUAUCCACUAGAAGAAGGAAAUGCAUCUCUGGACACAGAAAAACCAACACCAGGACUUUCAACAGAUGUAAUUAGUUUCCUCUUAAAGGAGAGUAAAAUGAAACAAGCAUAAUUCAUGUAGCUAAAGGAGCUGAACUGGACAUACAAUUUGUUGUUAGUGGCUGAUAAUUUAAGUGGCCUGGCAUGAGAUGUGAAAACAAAUAGGAAAUAGUGUUUAUAUGAAAAUGAAUCUGUGCAGAGUCAGGUGCAGUAUGCCAUUCAAAGAAAUGAAGCUGAAAUAAAGAAUUUCGAACUAAAUGAAAUAAAGAAUAUAUGAACUAAAAGAAUACAAAUAAAGAACUAAAUUAGAAUAAAA